This is a messenger RNA of Trichobilharzia szidati, 539 nucleotides long. NCBI's taxonomy places the organism in Eukaryota, Metazoa, Platyhelminthes, Trematoda, Strigeidida, Schistosomatidae. The record is from the annotation of a GenBank genome assembly.
AUUUAUUGAAUGUAUCAUCGCCUAAUUCAUCUCCAUGGCAUCCAGGAUCUCUGACACUUUCAUUUUUCCCAGAAUUGAAUAAUAAAACAAAUAAAGAAAUACAUAAAAAGAAGCCUAAAAUUCAAUCCCAUUUUGAUGAAGAAACCUCAAAAUUUACAUAUGAAAAUCAAAAGUUGAAAGUCACUCUUUCUAUUGGAAAACAUGCUAACAAUAUGAUCAUUAAAUCAGCAAAGAUAUAUCCACGUCGACGACAUGAACGAUCACAUUCAACACUGUCAUCAACACUGCAUCAUAGUACUAAUGAUGUAGAAGAUGAGAAUGCGGUUAAAAGUUCACAUAAACGACCAAAACAUUCAUUAAGUUUAUCACAUGAAAAUAUAAUUUGGCCAAAUCAGAAAAGAAUUCAUAGAAUUAUUUGUAAAGGUGGUUGUAAGUAUAGAGCUACAGAAAAUAUUGUCCUAUCUAUCAAUGAUACUUGUGUUUUACGACAGUAUCAUAAAAAGAACAUUUCAAAUUUUCGAAAUAAUGUGAAGGCCUGA